AUGGUCAUUCAAUCCCGCUGGAACAUACCCGUCGCGCCCGUCUCGCUCCCGACCUUCAUCUUCGACUCGCCGCACGGCGAGCUGCCCAAGACAGCUGCCUAUCUGUCGGCAGUAGAGCCGGACAAGCACUUUCUCUCCCUCGACGACUACCGCCUGUAUGCGAAGCGCCUGGCGUCUGGCCUGCGGCGCGCGGGCUUGCAGCCUGGCGAGCGCGUGCUGCUGUUCUCGGGCAACACGCUUUUCUUCCCGUCCGUGAUCAUGGGCGUCAUCAUGGCCGAGGGUGUCUUUACGGGCGCAAAUCCGACGUACGUUGCGCGCGAGCUGGCAUACCAGCUGAAAGACUCGGGCGCCAAGUACCUGAUUUGCGCGGAAGCAAGCCUGGACACGGGGCUGGCGGCGGCACUAGAAGUUGGUAUGGCGGCGGACCGCGUGUUUAUCUUCGACGACGGGACCGCAACGUUUGAGGGCCGCAAGGUGGAGAAGGAUACCCAGUUGGGCCGCGUACGGCACUGGACGUCUCUCCUCGAUACGGAGCAGAAUGGCCAUACGUACGCCUGGCCCGAUCUCAAGACGCCAGAAGAGCUAGACAGGACGGUGGCGCUCAACUACUCCAGCGGCACCACGGGCGUAGCCAAAGGUGUCAUGAUCACGCACCGCAACUACGUCGCAAACUGCACGCAGCAGAUCUACAUGCAAACGCUGUCGCCCAAGUACCAGCAGAGCCUACCCAAGAAGCGGCUGCUGUGCUUCCUGCCCAUGUACCACGCCAUGGCACAGGCCAUAUUCUGCGUCAACGCAAUCAAGCAGCGCAUCCCUGUGUACGUGCUGCAGAAGUUCGACUUCCUGGAGAUGCUCACGUACGUGCAAAAGUACGGCAUCACGGAUCUCGUGCUUGUACCGCCUGUGCUGGUCGCCAUGGCCAAGCACCCAGCGACCAAGAAGUUCGACCUCAGCAGCGUCGAGAAUGUGAGUAGCGGCGCCGCACCGCUAGGAAGGGAAGCCUCCCAAGAAUUUGAAAAGCUGUGGAAGAACGGACAAGUCAACGUCCGGCAAGGAUGGGGCAUGACCGAAGUAACGUGUGCGGCGACCAUGUUCGAUCCGUCCAAAUACUCAGCGUCCUUCUCCGUGGGCGAGCUGGUGCCCAACUGCGAAGCCAAGAUCGUGCUCGACGACGAGGGCAAGGUCGAAGCGCGGCAGGGCGAGCGGGGGGAGAUAUGGGUGCGAGGGCCGAACGUGAUGAAGGGGUACUGGAACAAGCCUGACGCUACCGAGGGGACGUUUGGGCCGGGGAGGUGGUUGAAGACGGGGGACGUAGCUUAUGUGGAUGAGGAAGGGAACUUCUUCAUUGUGGAUCGCAAGAAGGAGCUCAUCAAGGUCAAGGGGCUGCAGGUUGCGCCGGCGGAGCUGGAGGCCAUGUUGCUGGAUCAUCCGGAAGUGCAGGACGCGGCUGUUAUCGGCGUGCCUCACAAUGGCGAUGAAGCGCCGAGGGCGUAUAUCGUGCCUCAGAAUCCCGACAAAGCCACGCCUGAGCUCGCCGAAGCUAUCAGGUCGUGGCUUACAGAGCGCGUGUCGAGACAUAAGCGGCUGGAGGGUGGUGUGCAUUUCAUUGAUGCGGUGCCUAAGAAUCCAUCUGGGAAGAUUCAGAGGAAGCUAUUGAGGGAGCAGGCUGCGCUUGCGGAUACGAAGGCUAAGUUGUAG
Ascochyta rabiei is the source of this 1698-nucleotide messenger RNA. RefSeq names its product 4-coumarate--CoA ligase. Lineage: Eukaryota; Fungi; Ascomycota; Dothideomycetes; Pleosporales; Didymellaceae. The record is from RefSeq and is a predicted model, not a curated record. Gene Ontology annotation, molecular function: CoA-ligase activity. The transcript has 3 exons. The coding region runs from base 1 to 1698 and encodes 565 amino acids. Gene Ontology annotation, biological process: secondary metabolic process.